AUGUCGGCAGAUUCUGGUGACAUUGCGAUCACCGUCAAGGUGACAGCGUCUCAAAGCUUCGACUUCCAUAUCCGCCCAAAUGACACCGUAGACUUUGUUGAGCGCAUGGUCUUGAGGAAGGUGACUGAAGACGGCCUGAAGCUCACUAGGAUGGAAGUGGUAGCAGCGACUUCUGCCGGAGACUGUGUCUCUGUCGGUGAUGAUGUUGUGUCUGACGCAAUCAAAGAUCGUGCGGUAAUGCACAUGUUCAAUCCCGACCCUUUAUACCCGUCGUGGAACACAUUGCCGGAGAACCAGCGGAAUGGCAUACUUGGAAGGCUGACAAAACCGGCAACACUACCAGAGGUCGAAAAGCCCGCCAAAGAAGGCCCUAUCGACCGGUACAUGACUAGGUCGCGCUCAAGGAAACUAAGAAUGUCUAGGCGCAAGCCGGAGGGCAUGUCCGUCAUCAACAAGCUGGAACCCUCAUUGGACACAGCACAGCUUGAUGAAAUGCAGGUCGAAGACUGUCCUGGUAGGGGAAAGACCGAAAUCACGGCGAACACACCACAGCUCGAGACCGCGCGUCUGGAGGACCUCUCUGCGAAAGUGGAAACCCCGGAAUGGCAGCGUACUGCGGUCUUUGGCCAGCACGACGGGCAACAAAUGAACAGUGGGGACCAUGUCAAAACAAGAUCGCAAAGACGAAGACAUCUCGCCGGGGAAAAGGCAAAAGGCGCUGGCAUUCCCAAAUUUUCAGGAUUCAAGCAUGAUAUACGGCGCAGAAUCAGCAGAAAGAAACGCAGGCUCCUCGAUGUACAGCGCUGGAAUAGCCAGAAAUACACACUGACUGACAAGGCCAAAUUGGAGGCGAUCAGCAAAGAACUGGAGCAAUGGUGA
Exophiala xenobiotica is the source of this 879-nucleotide messenger RNA. RefSeq lists its product as uncharacterized. The coding region runs from base 1 to 879 and encodes 292 amino acids. The transcript has 3 exons. NCBI's taxonomy places the organism in Eukaryota, Fungi, Ascomycota, Eurotiomycetes, Chaetothyriales, Herpotrichiellaceae. The record is from RefSeq and is a predicted model, not a curated record.